UACUCGUCAAAACAUUCCCUCAAAGCCUCGUAUAUUUGAUCAAUGGCAUUCUAAAUAUAAAUACCACGCAUCAUGGGCUGCACUAGCAGCGCUCCAAAUAUGGCUGAUAUACAAACUAAUGCAACAGAAGAAACAAAAGUACAAAAGGACAAUGAAAUUGACAAAAUGAACUCGGAGAACAAUGUUGAUAUAAAGUUUGAAAGAAAAAAUAAUAUUGAAGCGCUUCCUUCGUGUGAUACUUUUACGGAAAAUAUACAAUUAGCUAGUAAUAGUAAUUCUACAGAUACUAACCAUGAUAUGGAAGGAAAAGUAAACGAUUUGGAUGGAAACGCGCCGUUAGAAUUCAAGAUUUAUGACAAUCAAAAUGGCCAGGAAAAUAAAAUUACAUCAUUCAAAGAGGUAGCAGAUAUUGUCAUAGUCAAUGAAAUACUUGAACAUACUCGUAUUAAGGAUAUAAAUGGGCUUCCCAGUAACGAGGAAUGUGUCGAUGAAAAUAUACCGACUGAAUCGGUGGAGGUAGAUGAGCCGUGCAAUCCAGAAAUUGUAACAAGUUCUUUAGAAGAAAUAGAAAUUACGGAAGAAGAUAGCAAACUUAAUGAACACGUAAGUCCAAGUCAGUCGGAAUGUAGUCGAUCAACUCGAUGGGAGGCUUUAGCUGACAUUGCUGCGGAACUACCUCCGUCUCUUGCAGUUGAUCCAGUCACGGGUCAGAUUUAUACUCUUUCUAAAUAAUAGUGAUGGUUAUAACUUAUAACCCCAAGAAAAUAUAUCACAAAGCACACAAAUAGUAAUCCCUAAUCUGUGUCUCCAAAUAAAUUAAUAUUACGAUUAAUAGCUAGUACCUACCUAUUACUAGGUACCUAUACAUCCGUUUAUGUCUGCUG
Molecule: messenger RNA, 884 nt
Organism: Colias croceus (clouded yellow)
Lineage: Eukaryota; Metazoa; Arthropoda; Insecta; Lepidoptera; Pieridae
Exons: 4
Coding region: 73-732 (219 amino acids)
Source: RefSeq, a predicted model, not a curated record